GCACCGCGCGGCCGCGCCGGGGGUGAGCGGCCGCCCCCGGGGGGCCGGCGGCGCUGCGAGCCCCCUGCCCCCCCCCCGCUCACCGCCCGGCCCCUCUCCGCAGCCCCGCUGCACAGCACCUACCACGAGGACGGGCCGCCCUCCUACUACGACAACCAGGACUUCCCCUCGGCGCACUGGGACGACAAGAGCAUCCGGCAGGCCUUCAUCCGCAAGGUGUUCCUGGUGCUCACGCUGCAGCUCAGCGUCACCUUCGCCUUCGUGGCCGUGUUCACCUUCGUGAGGGGCGUGAAGGGCUUCGUGCAGCGCAAUGUCUGGACCUACUACAUCUCCUACGCCGUCUUCUUCGUCUCGCUCAUCGUGCUCAGCUGCUGCGGGGACUUCCGCCGCAAGCACCCCUGGAACCUGGUCGCGCUGUCCAUCCUGACCGUCAGCCUGUCCUACAUGGUGGGGAUGAUCGCCAGCUUCUACAACACGGACGCCGUCAUCAUGGCCGUGGGCAUCACGGUGGUCGUCUGCUUCACCGUCGUCAUCUUCUCCCUGCAGACCAAGUACGACUUCACCUCCUGCCGGGGCGUGCUCAUCAUCUGCCUGGUGGUGCUCAUCCUCUUCUCGGUCCUCUGCAUCUUCAUCCGGAACCGCAUCAUGGACAUCAUCUACGCCUCGCUGGGGGCCCUGCUCUUCACCUGUUUCCUGGCGGUGGACACGCAGAUGAUCCUGGGCAACAAGCAGCUGGCGCUCAGCCCCGAGGAGUACGUCUUCGCCGCCCUCAACCUCUACACAGACAUCAUCAACAUCUUCCUCUACAUCCUGGCCAUCAUCGGCCGGGCCAAGGAGUAGC
Molecule: messenger RNA, 841 nt
Organism: Oxyura jamaicensis (ruddy duck)
Lineage: Eukaryota; Metazoa; Chordata; Aves; Anseriformes; Anatidae
Gene: GRINA
Product: glutamate ionotropic receptor NMDA type subunit associated protein 1
Exons: 5
Biological process (GO): negative regulation of apoptotic signaling pathway
Cellular component (GO): endoplasmic reticulum; Golgi apparatus; membrane
Source: RefSeq, a predicted model, not a curated record